Messenger RNA from Hippopotamus amphibius kiboko, 712 nucleotides. RefSeq names its product 39S ribosomal protein L41, mitochondrial-like. The record is from RefSeq and is a predicted model, not a curated record. Gene Ontology annotation, biological process: translation. Gene Ontology annotation, molecular function: structural constituent of ribosome. Bases 171 to 578 code for a protein of 135 amino acids. Gene Ontology annotation, cellular component: mitochondrial large ribosomal subunit. NCBI's taxonomy places the organism in Eukaryota, Metazoa, Chordata, Mammalia, Artiodactyla, Hippopotamidae. The transcript is spliced from 2 exons.
AUGGGGGAGAAAAGGAAUCUGUUCCAUUGAGUACCUCAGAUGAGAAGCUAGGUGAUUUUUAUGAACCAGAACCUCAGAAGAUUUGGUUUGAAGACCACAGGACAAUUUUCAGCCAAUGAUACCAGAUAUCGGCGGGCCUCGGAGCGCGUUCGCGUCGUGCGGGCCCCGGCAUGGGCCUCCUGAGCGGGGCGGCUCGCGCCCUGGUGAGGGGCGCGGACCGAAUGAGCCAGUGGACCAGCAAGCGGGGCCCGCGCACCUUCUACAGGAGCCGCGGCGCCCAGGACACCGGCUUCCGCGGCCGCGACGGCAGGUUCGUGCAGGUCAAGGAGAUGGUCCCGGAGCUGGUGGUGCCCGAUCUUGCCGGCUUCAAGCUCAAGCCCUACGUGAACUACCGCGCCCCGGAGGGCACCGACGCGCCGCUGACGGCCAAGCAGCUCUUUCUGGAGACGGCGGCACCUGCUAUCGAGAAGGACUUCGAGGCCGGGACUUUCGACCCCGAGCGCCUGGAGAAGUACGGCUUCGAGCCCACGCAGGAAGGCAAGCUCUUCCAGCUGUACCCCAAGAACUUCCCGCGCUAGGAGCAGGCAGCGGCGGCGGGCGGGUGUGCCUGCGACCGAGGACUUCGACCGACCCUCCUGGCCGAGCCCAGUUCCGGGGUGGCGGGUGGGGAGGCGUUUCCCUCGUCCCGUUUCUAUUAAAGACCUUGGCUGCC